This is a messenger RNA of Caenorhabditis auriculariae, 378 nucleotides long. The record is from the annotation of a GenBank genome assembly. Lineage: Eukaryota; Metazoa; Nematoda; Chromadorea; Rhabditida; Rhabditidae.
AUGGUGAACGUGAAAAAAGGGGUUCUGGUGACUUGCGACCCAGCAAUGCGUCAAUUACUCAUUCAUCUCGACGAAUCACGACAACUCGGCUCCAAAUUCAUUGUCAAGGUUUUUUUUUGUUUUUAUAUUGUGAAUUUCUAAUGCCUUGCUUAGAAAAAGUGUCUAGGCGUGCUCAAAAAAAUGAUAAAAUCCACAAUUGACACUUUUAAAAUCCGUUCUACUUUUUCGAAAUAUAAAAUGCUUAAAAAUGAAUUAAUUUUUCAUUUGAAGGAGCUAGACGAGACGCACUUGUUCAUCGACAAAGAAAUCUUGAGGAUUCUGGAGGAGAAGCUGGAUCAGCUCAUGGAGCAAAUGAACCCCGAGCUGAGCGAUAAAUAA